Messenger RNA from Callorhinchus milii (elephant shark), 4862 nucleotides. It is a transcript of the gene wash1, whose product is annotated as WAS protein family homolog 1. Gene Ontology annotation, molecular function: alpha-tubulin binding; gamma-tubulin binding. Gene Ontology annotation, biological process: exocytosis; Arp2/3 complex-mediated actin nucleation; retrograde transport, endosome to Golgi. The coding region runs from base 302 to 1726 and encodes 474 amino acids. The transcript has 11 exons. Lineage: Eukaryota; Metazoa; Chordata; Chondrichthyes; Chimaeriformes; Callorhinchidae. Gene Ontology annotation, cellular component: recycling endosome; WASH complex; early endosome. The record is from RefSeq and is a predicted model, not a curated record.
CACCGGCCGCCGAGACACGGAAGCAGGGCCGGGCUCCGAGUAAUUGAGAAGCAGGAACCGCGAGCAACAAGUGUCUGGGAUCGGACGGAUAACCAUCGGGAACCUUUCGCGCUCGGCGGUAAACGUCGGGUGAGAGAAACUACAACUCCCAGUGGUCUCCGGGGCUGUACGCAUGUGCACCGAGCCCGGCAGAGAGUGCGCCUGCGCCGCAGGGAGUCUGCUGACCCGGAAGAAGCAGCGGCUGUGGAGUCUGUGCUGGAGGCAGAGGUGUUAGAGCUCAGUUUUCCUGGGCAGAAUUGAAAUGAUGCAGAAGUAUUUUACAGAAGGACAGGUGUACACGGUGCCAAUAAUCCAGCCGGACCUGCGCCGGGAAGAGUCCAUUCACCAGAUCACUGAUGCUCUUCAGUAUCUCCAAAAAAUCUCCAAUGAUGUCUUCACGAGGGUUUCCCAAAACGUGGAGAGGAAUCAGACUCGCCUGCAGUCCAUCAGUGACCGCAUCAAUCUGGCACAGGCCAAGAUCGAGAGGAUCAAAGGCAGCAAGAAAGCCACGAAAGUCUUUUCCAGUGCUAAGUACCCUGCACCUGACCGGCUACAGGAUUACACUUCCAUAUUCUCGGGCGCGGAUGAUCCUGCUUCUCAGAAGCGCCCACGCUACAAGAUCCACAGCAAGCUGAAGCCUCUGGAUGAUAAGGCUGUGCAGGAAAAGGCAAAGCAUUACCCCGUGUGUCUGAACACCAAGUCUCGAGAGGAGGAUGAGACGGAGGAGGGGUUGGGAAGCCUUCCUCGGAACAUUAGCUCCAUCAGCUCCCUGCUGCUGUUCAACACGACUGAGAAUCCCUACAAGAAGUACGUUCUCUUGGAUCCGUUAGCAGGAGCUGUGACAAAGACACACAUGGCACUGGAGACUGAGAAGGAAGAGAAGCCGUUUGAUGCCCCGCUCUCAAUCACCACGCGAGAGCAACUAGAAAGACGGACUACUGAGAAUUACUUCUAUGUACCAGACCUGGGUCAGGUCCCAGAGAUUGACGUCCCAUCCUACCUACCGGAUCUGCCUGGGAUUGCAGAUGACCUCAUGUACAGUGCUGACCUGGGACCUGGCAUCGCGCCCUCCGUGCCAGGAAGCAACAUGCCUGAACUGCCCACGUUCAGCACAGAACCUGUUUACACGAAUGGACCAGAUGAUCACGACACUGGUCCUCCAUUGCCGUGUGUUGGGCAACUGCCCUCUGAACCACUAACACCUGUGAACGCCCCUCCUCCUCCACCGCCACCUCCUCCGCCCCCGCCUCCAGCACCAGUCCAGUCACCUCUUCAAACCGACACCAACACCACUCAGUCUUCAGGAAGUGUCCAGGGGGCACCCAAGGAGGUUGUGAAACCCUCGGAUGGAAGGGCUAGUCUGCUGGAAUCCAUUCGUCAGGCCGGAGGCAUUGGAAAGGCCAAACUGCGCAAUGCAAAGCUGAUUAAGAUGGAGAAGAAGAAGAAGCAGAAGGAACAAGAACAAGGUGGCACGAGGGAAGGAGGCGGGAACCUGAUGUCUGAUCUUUUCAACAAGCUGGCGAUGAGGAGAAAAGGUAUAUCGGGUAAAGGACCUUCACAGGGUGAAGGUGGAGGUGGCGAUGCCCCUGCUCCUGGUGGUGCUUUUGCACGUAUGUCUGAUGCCAUUCCACCCCUCCCAGCCCCACACCAACAAACCACAGAGGAUGAUGAUGACUGGGAAGCAUGAGAUGUGCUGUGCCAGAUGGAAUGAAGCCCUCAGCAUUCCGAGACUCCAACUCUCGGGGAAACUCUGCCUUUUCCGAUUGCAUUCCAUUGCAAUCUGCCAGUCAGUACCAGACAGAUUUAGGACUCUUCAAUUGUUAUUUACUUCAACACAAAAGGAAGCGUUAUGUUGCUCUUAUUGCAGCUAAUUUGUCUUUUAAAGUGGGAACAGAAAUACUCAAAUCCAUGUGUAUCACUUACAUGGCUCUCCUCUUAAAAUCUCAGUGAGCAACAUGUGCAGGCACUUCACACACCAGUUACCCAAAGCUGAUUAACAAUUGAGCAGCCGACCAGAAGUGUCUGGUACUGGAAGUUAUCAUUCCAUAUUGUUCCCUUGAUUAUCAGCCUUGAGUCUGAGUAGAUUGUUGGGAGAAAGGAUUUUGUAAUAACUCAUGAACCCCUCAGUGCAGAACAGCUGGUUACCGACAGUAUUACUCAUAAAACACAAUAAAUAACUGGGUAGAAUUUUUGGCAGAAUUUCUUCCAGUGAAUUAAUGAGUUUCACUAGCAUGUGCCUUCAGGUUUGAAGAGACUGACUGGAGGUAGCUGUUUAUUUUUGUUUUGGAAGAGUUAUUAGGAGUGUGUGAAAUCCAUCCAUUUUUCUCCCCACAAAGCACCUGUGCUCCAUUUCUCGAUCUAUCCAGUUCAUUUGAGAUAGAAAGGGGAGGUAGGAUCCUUAACUACACAUAAAACCAGAAUGCAAUAAGAAGGUAAAAUAACAAAAGAAGAAAAAAAAGUGCAAUUCAAAGCUAACUUCAGUGACUGGAACUAACAUGGGACAUUUCACCUGGGUCUAAAUUUACUCUAUUUUCUUACCAUUUCAGAGCUUCCAGAAUUUGCUAGAUUCUCAAAUACUUUGAUGCCAGUUCCUUUGAGAACUACACAAAACUGGCUUCAAAGUUGAAACUAAAUUCAAGGAAUAGCCAAAUUGUGGAUGUUCUAAUAAGAAUUUAGAAUUAUCUCCUGCAAAUGCUUGUACACUGCACCCUUGUAGCUACAUCUAAAAUGUAGUUUACCACAAGAGCCUAAGUGGUUCAAAUCACUUCAAGCAGAUCAGAAGAAUUAAGUGGACAUAGUAUACUGGAGCAAACCAAAACCCAGUGUCUGAAAGCAUUUGGAUAGGAAUGGAAGCUGCGCAUAUCCACAACAACUAAUAGGAAGUUCAAACUGGUCUGUUUUUGAUUUGGGGGGGGGGGGGGGAGAGAAUGGAAAAAAUAAAUUGCAAAAAUGAAUUCUUGUUCUUUGUGCCAUUUUAGUUUCACACCAACUUUCAGAGGAGCAGAAUAUACAGAGAACUAUUUUGAACAACCUACAUUUAAAAGUAGUACUGUUUCUAAUCUUUUGAUUCACUUCAUAUUUCUUUCCUUCACUGUUGUGUUUUAAUCCAGUAUGUCUGGUGAGAUCAAAUAUAAAAGUAAUGUGGGUUGGCAUAUUUUUCCCUUCAAGCCUUUCUGUAAAUGGGUUGGUUGUUCCCUCACUUUGCAACUUAAGAGUGGAAUCUUGUCAAAACGCUGCCGAGGAGGAUCAUAUUGUAUUACCAAACUCUGGCUGCAAGUUCCUCAAAAACAAACCUUUAGACUAAAACAAAAGUUCUAAUGCAGAACACGAGUGACCUGAUGGUGGAGGCUUUUUUGAGUGAAAACUCAUGUUCCAUUCCAAUUGCUAUUUAUUGAGUUGAGCUGCACUGGAACGUGAUCUGAAUCUCCCUUUGAUUUUGGAUGGUUGGGGGGAUGGAGAAAUGUUUCCGAAACAUGCAUUUCCCCGCUGGUGAAUGGUACAGAAUCCAACUGGUUGCCACCUUUGAACCUGAAUUCUUUCACUUGAGUUGGUGUACUUGCGAAUAUUUUUGAGAAGCUACAGGAAGAACGUGUGUACUUGGAAGAUCCGCCAUCCAAUCGCAAUUCUCUGCUUAUUGAAUCAUUUGUAAUUUCAACUGCACUUUAAGCAAAGAGAAAGGUGGUCUGAGAUAAGUGAACCUUACAGAUCAAUGUCCUGCCAUUAAAUAAAAUUGUAGAAAUGUAAAUUUAAAUGUAAAAAUAAAUGAACUAAUUUUAAUUCUGUCUCAUGGUGGCUUCAACUGAGCAGUAACACGCACUUGGUCAGAGAUUGUGGUCUACUCAGCUCUAGAAAACAGCAUAAGUGCAAAACUAGUGGUAAGUACAGUAUCUCUUCAGUGUUGUGAACAAAGAGAAAUGAGGCAGGGCAUCGGUCAAAUACAGAGGACCUGGAACCUAAUCAUAGCUAUUGGGGAAAUGGGAGUAAUUUCUAACCAACAUUUUUUUUCUCUCCAUCUUAAAAGUGUUAAGUGUACAAUUUGGUCCUACUGAUGAAUUCCCACCACAGAAAAAUCUGGUGGCUGAAGAUUUUAAAUCAAAUACACAAAAGUCAAGAGUAUACAACAACUUGCAUUUACAUAGCGCCCUGCACACAGGGUAGCGUCCCGGAGUGCUUGACAGUGGUGGAGUCUGACCCCAAUCUAGGGUGAGGGGGCGUUUCAGAAUUUUGAGUUGUAGUGGCUGAAGGAAAGGCCACCGAUCGUGGAGGGGACAAGGGACAAACAGGAGGCCGGGGCCAGCUGAGCGGAAGCAGUGGGUAAGGGAUAAGAAGAUAAGAGGUAGGGAGGUACGAGGGCAUGAAGAGAUUUUGAAAUUGAUCGAGAAAUUGACGAGUGAGAGGAUCUUGAAAUUGAUCCAUUCGGUAAUUGGGAGCCAGUGGAGCCUGACAAGGAUUGGUGUGAUGGGGAUACAGAGUUUUGAGCGGGUUGGUAUCCUGGCAGCAGAGUUUUGAAUUUGUUGAAUUUUGUGUAUGGGGGAGCACAGCGAGGAGGGCAUUGGAAUAGUCCAGCCUCAUGAUGAAGGCGUGGGCAAGGGUUUCGGCUGCUUUGGUUGAGGUACGAACGGAGGCGGACAACGUGACCGAGGCAGAAAAAAGCGGUCCUGGUCAGGGAACGGAUGUGGAAUAGAAAGGAAAGCUGGGGAUCAAACCUAAUGCCUAAGUUGAGUCUGAGGGAGAGCCCGGGGAGGUUGAGAAGUUCAGACCAGCAGGCUAGUCACAGAGCAAAUAUUUCGCUUCUUGUGAAUUAGAUACUUAUAAUAAUCCUU